Messenger RNA from Megachile rotundata (alfalfa leafcutting bee), 486 nucleotides. RefSeq names its product NHP2-like protein 1. Gene Ontology annotation, cellular component: ribonucleoprotein complex; nucleus; nucleolus. Gene Ontology annotation, biological process: regulation of transcription by RNA polymerase II; ribosome biogenesis. NCBI's taxonomy places the organism in Eukaryota, Metazoa, Arthropoda, Insecta, Hymenoptera, Megachilidae. Gene Ontology annotation, molecular function: DNA-binding transcription factor activity, RNA polymerase II-specific; RNA polymerase II cis-regulatory region sequence-specific DNA binding; RNA binding. The record is from RefSeq and is a predicted model, not a curated record.
AUGAGAUGUCGUGAACAUUUGGUAAAUCAUAUGAGAUGUCAUACUGGUGAACGUCCAUUUGUAUGCACAGAAUGCGGCAAAAGUUUUCCAUUGAAGGGUAACUUACUUUUUCACAUGCGUUCGCACAAUAAAGGAAGUAACGCUGAAAGACCGUUCCGUUGUGACUUAUGCCCUAAAGAUUUCAUGUGUAAGGGACACUUAGUAUCUCACAGGCGUUCACAUUCAGACGAAAGACCGCAUAGUUGUCCAGAUUGUGGAAAAACAUUUGUCGAAAAAGGUAAUAUGUUGAGACAUUUGAGAAAGCAUGCGGCAGAAGGACCACCGACACAAGUGAGCACUCCAUCAGCCAUUCCUCAGUCUGGUGUGUUACCAAUACCAGCGGCAGCUGUUUUAGUCGGCCAUCCUCUGGCACCGCCAGCGCCACCAGUAGUACCACAACAUACUGUUGUUGUGCCUACACCUCCUGGUGUGUUGACUUCCUAUUAA